This is a messenger RNA of Haliotis rufescens (red abalone), 2761 nucleotides long. RefSeq lists its product as uncharacterized. Bases 190 to 894 code for a protein of 234 amino acids. The transcript has 7 exons. Gene Ontology annotation, molecular function: calcium ion binding. Lineage: Eukaryota; Metazoa; Mollusca; Gastropoda; Lepetellida; Haliotidae. The record is from RefSeq and is a predicted model, not a curated record.
UGGUCUGUUUCAACCUGUCCUAUUUUUGGCUGUGCGCUUGUUGAGUUACGUUCACUGCUGCUGGCGAUUUUAAUGACCUUUGGUAUUCAUUUCGUAAAGAGAACAGGCCACCGUUUAAGUCACGUGUUCUUGAGAAACUGGGACCUUCUUCGUGACGAGUGCAAGUACCUCGGAUAAAAGAGCAGGAAGAUGUUCUUGUCACAGUUCCAGGUUGAGAAGCUGGAGUACUAUUUCAACUUUUUUGACGCAGAUGGAAACGGGAAGCUGGAAAUGCUUGAUCUGGACUUCAUCAAGAAGCGUAUCCUGAACUUCACUGGGUGGGCAGAGGAUUCGCAACAGGCCAUGAAGUCAGCUGAAGUCCACGAGGCGUUCUUCGAGGUGUUGUUUGAGCGGGUGGAGGGUGAUUCUUCCGAACCGAAGCAUGAGGUGAGUCUGACGGAGUGGAUCAACAUGUGGGAGAAGUUGUUGCCGGGCACCAUGGGGAUGCAGAACUUUCCGGUGUGGAUGAGGCUCCUGCCGGAGACGCUCUUCAGAAUAAUUGACAGGAAUGGAGAUAACGAGAUCGAUGAGGACGAGCUCUGUGUUUUCUAUGAAAAAAUGUGUGACGUGGACCCAGCAGAGGCCAAGAGCCAAGCCAAGAAGGCCAUCGACCAGAUGACAGAUAACGGUAUGUACCCACUGGAUGCAACUAGCUAUGAGCAGAUCUUUGCCAACUUCUUGAUCGGAAGGACGCCAUUCGGGCCAGGGCGGUUCAUCUUUGCCUGCUUCAGCCACAAGGACCCGCAGUUCCAGCUGAUCACCCCCAUCAUGGACGAGAUCGCGCAGUCGACAAAGGGAAGGCGGGGCAGCAAGGGGGUAGAGUUACCGCGCCCCAAGAGACAGGCUUUAAAGUGAGCUCACCGGCUCUGUGUCGAAUGUUCGGCUCAUCAAGGUCAAGGUCAUUUAAGGGUAUCAUUAUGUAAUAACAACAUAACGACAGUUACUAAAACUGUACAUACAUAUGUCGGUGUCAGGGGUCGUAAAGUGAUUUGAGGCGGGACUGUGCGGAAUUGCGUCCCUAGCUGUUGGGAGCUUAUGAUCCUGUUGCAGUUUAUUUGGCCACGCUCAGCAAUAUUCCAGCUACUUCACGGCGGCCUGUAUAUAAUCGAGUCUGUACCAGACAAUCCAGUGAUUAAUUUGAGCAGCAAAGCUUGCUGGGGACCGAGUUUGUCCCCACGGGGGUCUUAUGGUCCUGAGUUAGUCAUCAUCGUGACCUGCUUGAGGGUAUCACCCACGCGGUACGUAGCCUACAAACCAAGGAUCAUAAUCGGGGCUUGUCUUGGAUUUGAACCCAGACUAUCAGAAGCUAGCACGGCGAUGGGACACAAUUCUGCACCGCUGUUGUAGCGCCUUAGGUCAUCCAAGGCCCCGAGAGGAUAUGUGCAUGGAUCUCUUGAUCUGUUAUAAAGAGGGCUUGUAAUUUAGAAAUACACAGGGAAAAAAAUAAAAACAUGGUUGUGAGGUUAGUUGUGCAAUAUCAGGAAGAUUGUUUGGCAAUGUUGUCAACACGCCAUACCCUGACAAAGUAGAGACAAAGUAAAGAUCCUUAUACUGUUGUCAACACGCCAUACCCUGACAAAGUAGAGACAAAGUGAAGAUCCUUAUACUGUUGUCAAGCAAGGCUGAAUAAUGAACAUGGCACAAAAUGGAUCUAGAAGGUGGCGGUGAACCCGAACUCGGUUGAUGAAGCAGUAACCGUUAUUCUCCAUUAUGUGUCCCCUUAUUUAUUUCUAUCAGUAUAAGUUCAUCGUUUGUCUUUUUUAUCACAGAAAAAAAACAACAUUAUCAAGAACAUAAAUCGUAUCGUGGCACCUCCAUCAGAAAGAAUGAAUGUUUUUCCACCUCAAAUCAGUUGGAUGUGGAUGUAUGCAUCGUCCAUAAAUAAAAACUUUAUAGAUAAAUUUCAAGUGAUUCCAUGGCAAUUUUAUUUGUGUUUCAUGUUUCCACAAAGCGGAAAAAUCCAUUAGGCCACGCCCACUAAUGGACUAUUGUUCUUACCUGGUUGAAAAUAGAAUGGGCGGGGCUUGUUUAUUGCGCUGAACGAUGUCACUGAUUUGGCAUUGUCAACAGUGUCUUUUUGUUAAUGAUUAAGUACGUAGUCUGUGAAGUUAUUAGUGUUGACGUAUUUAUUUAUAAGAAUUGACUCCAAUAUGUUUUUGCAUUUAUUGAGGUAUAAAAGUUUAAAAACGGUGUGCAUACUUUGUGUAAAUCUGUUUUUUAUGUUUACAUCUCCAUAAACGCAAAAAAAUAUUGCAGUCAAUUUUUAAAUGCUAGUAAACUGCAUUCAUGGGCACGAUGCUGUGAUAGUGACUUCUAACGGUAGGCCCAACUGAAGACUCUAUGAAGAUAUGCAUUUGGCAUUGGUUUUAGACAAAACCCUUACUAUCAAUACCUGCUUCAGUUAUAUAGAUACAAUCUAGAUAGUAUAGUUAAUCAUAAGAGCAGAAUAGAAACGUCAGUUCAAAUCUUAUUAUUAAUUGAUGAAAAAUAUUGGCUUUAAUAUGAAGAAACAAGACUCCGAGAAUGAAAUAUUUCUUUCCUCGUGUCCUGUUUUAAAACAAGGUAGAAAUCAAAGGCCAUAUGGGUUACCAUUGGACCGGUCAUUUAUAACAGUGUGUGUGGUGCAGAGGGAAUAGUGAGAGAAACAAUAACCCUCCCCUAAUGCUUGUCAUAUUUUUGGACCCACGUCCUUGUACACUUUUUUCAUGACCCUCCCUGAAAA